UCCGUAGCUUGAUGGCUGAUCAAUUGGCCGGGCACUGCAUCGCCUUUACCAUCUUCAUCAGUUUAUUACCGAGCGGAACUUGAUUGCAUGUUUAAUUCCAAUCAAUUAAUAUUCUCACGCUGACGGAGUACAGAUUGAAAUUCGCAGCUAUGGACGAGACAACAAUCACACCGAAUAGCGACGCCCCACACAAGCAGCUGUGGUGUCUGUCGCUGAAUGAAUCUGCCGACGAGACCAUUGUCAUGCUGCAUGGACUGGGCACAUCGCAUAGGGAAUGGAUGCUCGUCUGGCCAUUUCUCACAUCGUACCAUGUGCUCGCCGUCGACAUGUGCGGGCAUUCCGCAUCAUCUCACAUCAGACCGGCGACAAUCCCAGACCAAGCUGAGCACGUUGCUGUUCUGAUCAAGGCAAAGGCCCAUGGAGGCACUGCGCAUGUUGUUGGACUGUCGAUGGGCGGGUUUGUGACGGUCGAACUCGCUCGCACGCAUCCACACGUCGUACGUUCAGCCUUCGCCACGGGUGCUGCGCCCUUCUCGGGAUUUCGAAUGUGGGCCGCAAAACACCCGCAGGUGCUGGGAGCGAUGAACACGAUUAUGCAUACGGGGUUACUCCAGAGGCUGGGUGCGUGGCUGGACGAGAUGGCAUGGUCAGCUCAAGGCUUGACCGUCCCAGAGGAAUUGAGGCGAGAUAUGACAGCAAACCACUCAUCUGAGGUGACGGUCGAGGUAUUUACCAGCCUGGGUCAUGUGCAAAUUGACGGGAUGGAGAAAGUGGCCGUACGAACGUUGGUGGUGGCCGGUGGACGAAUGGAUGAUGUUGGGGCAACACAACUACAGGGCGCCGCGCUCCGGGCUGGAUGUUCGGAGAGCAAAGCCGUGGUCGUAAAGAAGGCCUUUCAUCCCUGGAAUCUGCAGCUCCCAGAGCUCUUUGCACAGGGGAUACUGGCCUGGGUCGCGCAACGUGAGCUCCCCAACGAGUUCGAGAGCCUUGGCUGACCCGCGCUGUUGGGCUUGCAUCGAUCCUCUAAAAUAGAUCUGCAGACCUGAAACCGGAAGUAGAACUAAUUGGGUUGGGUUCUGUACGGGGAUUUAAUACGAAAUGAGAUGUUGUACUACAUGUGGGCAGUGUUUUG
Messenger RNA from Ilyonectria robusta, 1132 nucleotides. RefSeq names its product Alpha/Beta hydrolase protein. The coding region runs from base 150 to 995 and encodes 281 amino acids. The record is from RefSeq and is a predicted model, not a curated record. The transcript has a single exon. Lineage: Eukaryota; Fungi; Ascomycota; Sordariomycetes; Hypocreales; Nectriaceae.